AUGUCCAAAGUGAAGUGCCCUAAGUGCCAUGCUGAAGCCCACAUCUCGGAGCUGAUCGACAACUUCUUCCUGCAGGAUGCCAAGGCUCAGCGGGAGGACAACCAGCCGAACUCAGACCCACAAUGCACCAGCUGUGAGGAGAACGCACCUGCAACUGCCUUCUGUGAGGACUGCUCUGAUUGGCUGUGUGAGGCGUGCGUACAAGCCCACGGGAGGGUAAAGGUCACGAAGGAGCACAAGCUGCAGAACAAGGAGGAGGCUCUGGCAGCUCAGGCGGAGAUGGCAUCCCAGCGUCCCCUGUUCUGUCCACUGCACAGACAGGAGCAGCUGAAACUGUACUGUGAGACCUGUGACAAGCUAACCUGUAGGGACUGCCAGCUACUGGAGCACAAGGAACACAGGUGAGAGAUCUUACCUUGGUCCUUUUUUAAUAUCUAAAUCUACCACAGGUACGCAUUUGUAAACGAGGCUUCCCAGAACCACAAGCAGUUUCUGCAGACGCUGGUGGAGAAGCUACAGGAGAAGAAGUCGUACAUCCAGAUGGCGAGAGCCAAGAUCAGGGAGAGAUACCGAGAUGUUCAGGAGACUGAGAAGAAAAUGGUCCAGGAGAUCAAGGCUUUCAUGUUCAUGCUGAUCACAGAGAUCAACAAACGAGGGAAGCAGCUGUUAACUGAACUGCAGGUCACUACCAAGGACAGGAUGAACAAGUUAAAAGCCCAAGAUGAAGAGAUCCUGAGGUUGUCCAUGGCUGUGGACCAUUGUGCGAACUUUGCCAACUUUGCCAUGAACCUGGGAAACAACACGGCACUUCUGUACAGUAAACGCCACAUCACCAACCAGCUCAAGAACAUACUCAGGACACGCUGUGAACCAAACCCCUGUGUACCCUCCAAUAUGAAGUUCAUGGUGGACAGCACGUUUGUAGCCCAGUACAUCAGCAGACUGGGAGCACUGUUAGCAGAGGGGGACCAGAUACAGCGGGUACAGGAAAGACAACAACAAUUACAUCAACAACAACAACAACAACAACAACUGGCAGGAGGGGACCUGCUGAGGGCUCAGGAAAGACAAAGACAGCUCCAUCAACAACAACAACAGCUCCAACAACAACACCAGCAGCAGCAACAACAACACCAGGCUGCAAACCAGCAGAGGAACGUGCCCCCCUCGUCCGGUAUCCGCCCCCCUCCCCCCCUGGUCCCCCGCUCCUCCGGCGCAGGCCACCCGAGCCAGAGACCCGACAUGACACAGAGGGCAAACCUUCAGCAGCAGCAACACCAGAUGAGACAGCUGCAGGCUUAUAUACAGAGGGCACAGGCUCAGGCCCAGCUACAGCAGAUGAGUCCAGGUGCAGCAGCUGCAGCCUUUCAGCAGAACAAACAGCUGCAGGGGUUCACAGGUGCAGGGCCGCAGCAACAGGUGCCCACCUCGUCAGGCCUGGUCAACCUGAACAGUCUUCCCAAGCUUCUGAGUGUCCCUCCCCUGACCCAGGAGCAGUUACAGACCCUGGCACAGAAGGCAGCUAACCUGGCUAACCUGCAGAGGGCACAGCCAAGCAGGCAACAGAUGUUCCAGCAUAUUCCCGGACCCCCUGCGGCCCAGCCUGCCCCAAACCCGUCCCACCCGCCCCCACCCAGACCCGCAGCCCCACCCUAUCCCAGCGGCGCUCCUCCCAACAUGCAACAGGGCAUGGCGGCACUGCCGAGAGAGGAGGAGAGAGUAGAUAGCGGGAUCGCCAGCUCGCCAUCCGACAAUGGACAGGCCCAGGCACCAUCACCAAGACAUCAGGUCAACUCCCCGCCUGAGAACGCAGCGGCGGCGGCAGGGGCUGCUGGGCCUGAGGGUCAAAGGUCAAGGUCAAGACCUAGCAGCCGGGACAGCGCAGGAUUUCAGCCCCAAGUUCCUCUACAAGACAUCAUGAAAGACGUGAAGAAGGAGAAACUGGACGCAGGUGCCGGCGGGUCCAGCUGCAGUUUUGCAGCCACAAGCCAGGGGGAGCCGGGCACCAGCACCAGCAGCACUGCCAAUGUUAGAGUAAAGCAGGAAAAAGGACUGCAGCACACCUGUGGAAGAGGAGAAGGUGAAAAUGAACAUCUCAGCACAGCUGGCUCUGCCUCGGCAACGGUGGAACUUCCCCCGGCAACAACAGGGCUUCCCGUGGCAAACACAGGUCUACCUCUACCCACAGCAGCAGAUGCCCUAGCAGCCAUGGAUGCGGCGCCCACCCACAACCCUGAUGACCCAAACGAAGACUGGUGUGCCGUCUGUCACAAUGGAGGCGACCUGCUCUGCUGUGACACGUGUCCUAAAGUCUACCACCUCAACUGUCAUGUACCCAACAUUCCUGCCAUGCCCAGUGGAGAUUUCAUGUGCACGUUGUGUGAAGAGUUACCAGACGCAGACACCACACCCAUAUCUGAACAUGGCAACAAGAGGAAAGCACCGACCGGCAUGCCUGACAGAGACCUAAAGGUGUGUGAGAAGAUUCUCCUGGAGUUGUUUUCCCAUGAACACAGUGUCCCUUUCCACGAUCCAGUCCCCACUUCAGUCCCGAACUAUCACAGGAUCAUCGCCCACCCGAUGGACCUGACCACCAUCAAGAGUAAACUGCACAGGAAGCACUUUAACCACUACCAGAGUGUGGAGGAGUUUAUCUACGAUGUGGCCCUGGUCCUCACCAACUGUGCUAAGUACAACCUGGGGGAGUCGGAGGUCGGCCACGCGGGAAAGCUGAUCGCAGACUUUUUUACGGAACGGUUGGCCACCUACUGCCCAGAUCAUGUCGAAACGUUUGUGUGCACGCUGGGUCACCAGAUGGAGAACCCUGCGCUCAGCAGGACGGUAGAAGAUCAAACUCAGGCCAGAAAAAAGCAGAAAAAAGAUAGCGAGUCCUGAAAGCGUUUGACCACCACUGGCCUACCUCUGAUGUUGGCAAAGCAGGGAGAGAAGUGGAGACGUGGAUGGAAAGGCUCCUGACGUACCGCGCUCCCGAGUUCUUAUCAAGCUUCCUUAUCUACAUGCUUGACCGUUCGAACCAAAUGCAGGCAAGCACUUCCAGUUCAGAGGUCACAGAACC
Branchiostoma belcheri (Belcher's lancelet) is the source of this 3076-nucleotide messenger RNA. RefSeq names its product E3 ubiquitin-protein ligase TRIM33-like. Lineage: Eukaryota; Metazoa; Chordata; Leptocardii; Amphioxiformes; Branchiostomatidae. The record is from RefSeq and is a predicted model, not a curated record. The transcript has 22 exons. Gene Ontology annotation, molecular function: zinc ion binding; protein binding.